UGGCUGGUGGAGAAUCUGCUUGUCUCUGCUGAAUGGACCUGAGAACAAGUCCCUGAGCAACAGUGAAAAGAAACCCUUGGUGCCUUCUCCGUCAUCUCCUCCAUGUGGUGAAGUGAAAGCUGUCAUGGAGCUAGUUAAGGGUCUGGUGUCCUUUGAAGAGGUGGCUGUGUAUUUCACUGAGAAGGAGUGGACCCUUCUGAGCCCAGCCCAAAGAGCUCUCUACAAGGAAGUCAUGCUGGAGAACUUUGGGAAUGUGGCCUCUCUGGGACCUGCGAUUUCCAAACCUGACCUCAUAACCUGGCUUGAAGAAGAGGAAGAGCUUUUUCGCCAUGACCUUAAAAUGGAGGAAUUGACAGCAGGAAGUAUGUGGGAGUCAGUGAACCUAACAAAAGAGUCUCCAGCAAUUAAGAAUGAAGAUUCAUAUCUCGAAGUGAAAGAGAACGUUGGUGAAGGACUGAUGAAGGUGGAGGGAAUCCACCCUCUUAACAGGAGCAAUAAUUCCUCUGUAUACAGCAACCUGCAACCAUCACCACAGCCUUUUACCAACUGUAUAAAACUCAUUUUCAAUAGUCAGGUUCUUCCCGCGAGUGCUUUGCAUCCUAUAGCUUUACAGCCAUGUGUGCUUUUUCCAGUACUUCUAAAAAUACACAAAACAGACAACAGGAAUGAAUCAACUGCAAGUGGAGAAAGAGUCUCUGAAAAGUCAGAAUGUAAUAAGUACCAGAAAAAUAAAAAUGGAGAGAAAACAUUUACAUGCUUACAGUGUGGAAAAAGCUUUGCGCAGAAGGGUAGCCUAAGUUCCCAUCAAAGAACUCAUAUAGAAGAGAAACCAUACAAAUGCCUGGUAUGUGGAAAAAGUUUUAAUGGGAGUGGAAGCUUUAUUACCCAUCGAAGAAUUCACACAGGGGAGAAGCCAUAUACAUGCCUGGAAUGUGGAAAAACUUUUGGAAGAAAAGAUAUUCUAACUUCCCAUCAAAGAACUCACACAGGGGAAAAACCAUAUAAAUGCCUGGAUUGUGAAAAAAGCUUCAGUCAGGCUGGAAACCUUGCUGCCCAUCAAAGAAUUCACACCAGGGAGAAACCAUAUAAAUGCCUGCAGUGUGGGAAAAGCUUCAGCCGGCGUGGAAAUUUGAAUUCCCAUCUAAGAAUUCACACAGGGGUAAGAAAAUAUAAAUGUCUAGAAUGUGGAAAAAGUUUUAAUGAGAGUGGAAACUUUAUUGCCCAUCGAAGAAUUCACACAGGGGAGAAGCCAUAUAAAUGCUUGGAGUGUGGAAAAAAUUUUGGGCGGAAAGAUAUUCUAACUUCCCAUCAAAGAAUUCACACAGGGGAGAAACCGUAUAAAUGCCUGGAUUGUGGAAAAAGCUUCAGUGAUGCUGGAAACCUUGGUUCCCAUCAAAGAAUUCACAAAGGAGGGGAAAGUUGUAAAUGCCUUGUGUGUGGAAAAAGCUUUGGUCACAGUGCAAGACUUGCUUUCCAUGAAAAAACUCACACAGCAAAGAAAACAUACACAUGCCAGGAAUGUGGAAAGAACUUCAGAGCGAGCAAAAACCUUGAUGCACAUAAAAAAAUUCACACAGGGGAGAAAAAUAAAUAAAUUCCAGGAGUGUGGAAAGACAUUGUAUCAAAGCAAAUGAUUAAAAAAAUUAAGAUGUCAAUGCAAUGAAAUAGUAUACAUGCAUACAUAAUGCAGUAAAAAGUUGUAAAAAACUUCAGAGAUUAAAACUACCACCCUGUUCCCUUAUUUUAAAAAUGCUGUUUUGAUCAGUUACAUUUUUCACUUUCUGUGGAAUUAUUAAAUGGAGGGAGGAAAUUCCGCCAAAUAGGAACCAUAAGAGAGUAGACUUCUGAAUAUGCAGCUGUUGAUCUCACCUAUUGGCUUUGCUCAGAUGAGUAAAGCUGUCUGUGCAGAACACAUCAAGGGAAGCGGUCCGGUUGAUAUGGAGUCCCUAUGCCCUGAAAGACUUUAUAGGAGUCAAUAAUCCCUUAAAUUUAACCUAAAAAGUAAUUGGUAGCUAGUGGAGUGAAAUGCCGCUGUGGAUGUGAUAUGCUGACUGUUCCUCACUCCCAAGAGUGAUUGUGUUGUGGCAUUCUGUACCAACUGGAUUUUGUGAAUUCUGAGGUAGAACCACACUGAACACGUUAACAGUAUUCUAGCAGUGUAGUUACUUCAUAUGAAUUCCCAUCACCAAAUUACGAGGUCAAGGUAAGAAGUUGUCCUCCACAUCUAAAAGGUUGAAUUACUGAUUGACUAAGUCUGUGUGAUCCAGGAAUGACCAGCCUUGGUCAGUUCCUAGAGCAGCAGUGUUCCCGCCUUCCGGCUGCAGGAUGGGUUUCUUUCUCUCUCCCCUCCCAAGUAGACCUUUGGUAGGCAGUCCGUGGUGCCUGUCACCCAGAGCCAGCUCAAAAACACAGAUACCUAGGAGAGAGAGAAGUGGGAAGGGUGCUCAGCUCCAGACAGUCACAUGAACACAUGAAGCUGCUUUAUACUGAAUGAGACCUUUGGUGCAUCAGAGUCAAUAUUAUUUACUCAGACUCACAGCAGCUUUCAGGCAGAGGGCUUUCUCAUCACUUACUACCUGAUCUUAUUGACUGAGAUGCCAGGGAAUGAAUGUGGAACCUUCUGCAUGCUAAGGAAAUGCUCUACUACCAAACCACGGUCCCCUUCCUAAACAUAUUUCCCUUUUACUAAGUUAAGACACUUGAGCCUACCUCAUUCUUUCAACUGGAGAUGCCAGGGACUGAACCUUUGACCUGCCAGCCAAGCAGAUGCUCUGCUUCUGAGCCAACAGGUUCCUUCCCCUCAAUAGCCAGUCAUCCUGCAGUCUUAUAAUACAAUCGUCUUUGAAACAGCAGGCAUGUGGUGGAGCUGCAUCAAAAAUAUGGGUUUAUCAGCUGGGCCUGGUUUUCCCUAAUAAACUUGUUCCUUGUAAAA
Molecule: messenger RNA, 2932 nt
Organism: Sphaerodactylus townsendi
Lineage: Eukaryota; Metazoa; Chordata; Lepidosauria; Squamata; Sphaerodactylidae
Product: zinc finger protein 501-like
Exons: 6
Coding region: 125-1594 (489 amino acids)
Biological process (GO): negative regulation of transcription by RNA polymerase II
Molecular function (GO): DNA-binding transcription repressor activity, RNA polymerase II-specific
Source: RefSeq, a predicted model, not a curated record